AUAUAAUUUACCUUUGUUAAGGAAACAACAAUAAACGAACCUCUCUCUCUCUCUCUAAACUCUCUUUAUACACAAGACUGUGGAGUCUGCAUGAUGCUGGUGCUAAUAAGAAACGCAGAGGCAGCUUUCAGAUGAUAAUUGAUCGCUUAUUAAUUCAGCGACAGUUACGACUCAGUUGCGACUCAUUUCGGCGACUCCACUAACCGUAACAGCGACACUUUUUGAUCUCAUCACCUUCAUCGUAACGUCCUAUUUCUUGUUGCGGCGAUCUUCCGCCGAACAGGGCCAUGAUACGGGUCAUUCAUCUAGCUCUUCUUUUACUCAUAGCCACAACUGCCCAGUCACAUAAUUAUAUCCUGGCUUCCGAUGGAGACACCGUAGAAUGCGUCGACCGGAAUAAGCAACUAGCCUUUAAAAACUAUCUGUUGCGAAACCACAAAAUCCAGGAAACACCAUCAGAUUAUCCUAUUAUGAAGAAGGUGCAAAAGAAAAGCAUCUGGUCAACUUCUGAAGCGCAAAUUAGCACCGCAAAGUGUGAGAUCGGAACAGUGCCGAUACGACAAAAAGAGGCUAUUUCGAAUCAUCAGAGAACCCCAAAAACUAGCACCAAUUCUACGUUUACUCCCCAACACGAGUAUGCGGAAGCAUCUGUGCAUGCCCCGCCGAAGCUAUACGGUACCAGAGCAACCAUUAACUUAUGGAACCCAUUGGUCGAAGAUAGUGCAGCUGAAUUGAGCAUAUCCCAAAUAUGGCUUUCCUCCGGGGAUUAUGACACACAUGAUCUAAAUACCAUAGAAGUUGGGUGGCAGGUAUGUCCGGGGCUAUACAACGACAGCAAAACAAGAUUUUUCAUCUACUGGACGAGUGACGGAUACAAUAUAACCGGUGGCUACAACCUUGAAGAACCUGGAUUUAUUCAGAUUAGUAACAAUAUUGUCUUGGGAGGCUCUAUUACGCCGAUAUCUAGCUUUGGAGGAAGCCAAUACGAGAUGACAAUUCUCGUUUGGAAGGACCGGAAAAGCGGAAACUGGUGGUUAAGUGUUGGGACUAACAACACAAUAAUAGGAUAUUGGCCUCGGGAGAUUUUCACUUCCUUAGCAGAUCACGCGGUUGCGGUGGACUGGGGAGGUGAGAUUGUAAAUUCUCAGAGGUUUGGUCGACACACGAAGACCGAGAUGGGCUCGGGACAUUCUCCCGAGGAAGGUUUCGGGAAAGCGAGUUAUUUCCGAAACAUAGAGACUGUAGACUGCUACAACACCUUCCAGUCAAGCCAGGUGAUACAUCCGCACGCUGAAAUCACGAACUAUAACAUCAGCGUUUUUCGUACCGAUGAUUGGGGCACCUCGUUCUUUUACGGAGGAUCAGGAUCUAGCCAUACGCAUUCAGGAGUUGCUCCACUAAGUUUAAGUUUUUCUCUUAUUUAUCUUAUUUUUAAUCUGGUGUUCCUCGGCGGAGGUUGGUGUCACGACGAGGCUAGGUCGUCUGGGCUUGGUGAGAAGUCGGCUUUAAGGGCUGCGUUGAGGAGUGGGUCGUGGUUUUUACCGAUGCCAGAUCUACUUCUUUGCAUCCGGUGGGUUGGGGUCCAGCCUCAGGUUCGUGUAGGAGCAGACCGGCGGUUAGGUGGUGGCUCACUUGUUCGGAGUCGAGCUAUGUGCGCCCUUCCUGAUGCUCCGGUGGAGUUGGACUUGGAGUCUAAUCCAGUGCGCGAGUGUGGUAGUGAAGGCUUCCGUGUGGUCGCCGUAGUUGCUGCUUUCAUCGCCGCUUUUGAUGUCGUCCGCGUCGUGGUGUUUCUUCCUCUCCGACCCGUCCGACUACUCUAUGGUUCUCCCCUGUACGGUAGUUUCGAUGAGAGUGAAGGUUCUUCGUGGGAGACUCGUGUGAGGAUUGGCCAUCCCAGCACCUCGGUGGUACCCCUUGGUCCACUUUGGUGGGCUGAUCUUUGGUCCCUUUGUAGGCGAGGCAGACGUCAUCAGGAUGUGGCUCUCACCACUCCCGUUUUUCUGCUUUGGCUCGCACUUUCUUCCAAAGCCGAGUCCAAUAAGUGUGAUCUUCUUUUGAUUUUCGGACUAUCCAGAUGGCGCUCUAAAGGUUUCUGGGGCGGGUUGCGGUUUGAAGCUCUAGGAACUCGUGUUCUCUUCUACCGGUGGUGGAUCGAGGCUCGUGGUUGCAGCGGCUAG
Molecule: messenger RNA, 2177 nt
Organism: Brassica oleracea var. oleracea
Lineage: Eukaryota; Viridiplantae; Streptophyta; Magnoliopsida; Brassicales; Brassicaceae
Exons: 11
Coding region: 288-2177 (629 amino acids)
Source: RefSeq, a predicted model, not a curated record